Molecule: messenger RNA, 1149 nt
Organism: Nicotiana tabacum (common tobacco)
Lineage: Eukaryota; Viridiplantae; Streptophyta; Magnoliopsida; Solanales; Solanaceae
Product: single-stranded DNA-binding protein, mitochondrial
Biological process (GO): mitochondrial DNA replication; positive regulation of helicase activity
Cellular component (GO): mitochondrial nucleoid
Molecular function (GO): single-stranded DNA binding
Source: RefSeq, a predicted model, not a curated record
AUUACUCGGGUCCAUAUUACUCUGCCUGGCCCAAGUUACAAACCCGACCCGUAUAAAGAGUGUUUUAUAGCGGUAAAACGAAAACCCUCCUUGUCCCCUAAUUCUCCGUCUCUGAGUUCCGUUCAAUUGAAAAAUGAAUUCAGUGGCUGCUAAAAUCGUCAAAUUGUUACGCGUCUCUCCUGCCACAAAACCCUGUUCUUCCCUUGUGAUGGGUGUGCAAGGAAGCUCUAGGUUGUGUUAUUCAACUGGUACAUUUCUUAGUGAUGACGAUGCGCCUGUAAGUAAUAAUGAAGCUGUAGAAAUUGAUGAUGAUGAUUUUCUUCCUGAAAAGCCCGAUUUGCAGCUGCAAGGUGUGGAUCCUAGAAAGGGCUGGAAUUUUCGGGGUGUGCACAAGGCUAUUAUAUGUGGCAGAGUUGGGCAAUCUCCUGUGCAGAAAAUAUUGAGGCAACUUACCAAAAACUCCUCAGUCUACAUUGAGGGUGAUAUUGAAACCAGAGUCUAUAAUGAUAGUCUCAGCGGUGAAGUUAAAAGCAUACCAGAAAUUUGUGUGCGCAGAGAUGGGAGGAUUCGGCUUAUAAAAGUUGGUGAAAGUGUCAGCAGUAUCUCUAUUGAUGAGCUCCGAGAAGGAUUGCUGUAGAAGCUCAUUGGUAAAUUAUCCACAUAUAGUAGGCGGUUGGGAGUGGAAGGUGGAGGAAGCAGCUUAGGAGUAACCUAUUGUUUGAAAUAUAUUCUGCAGUGACACAAAAGUUUUUUCUAUUUCCAUCUGUCACUUGAAUAAUGUCAGAUAUUAGUUUGCCUUCAACGACUAGUGUCCCUCUUCUCUCGGUUGUAUUUUGUUCGGAAGCAGGAAGAGAUGUCCCUUUGGAUCCACAUUAUUUAGUGGGUAGUUGCUUCAUUCACCAAAAGCUGUGCAAGAUGUUCAAAUGAGAAAUAACUAGGUUUCAGUUUAACUGUGAAAGAAUAGGAGUACUAGUGGAAUGAAGUGGUGGCUACUCAUUCAUAGGUAAUCUCUUAUCCACUUCUAUUCUAUGAAAUUAAUACUAUGGUACUAUAUGGAGUGUUAAAACUUCUGUUUGUAAAAUCUGCAGCAUCCGGUAGACUUGUUUUUUGCCAUUUAUGGUAGCAUACUCUUUUCAGAUAGCAAUGAUC